Molecule: messenger RNA, 2377 nt
Organism: Spea bombifrons (plains spadefoot toad)
Lineage: Eukaryota; Metazoa; Chordata; Amphibia; Anura; Pelobatidae
Gene: RABGEF1
Product: RAB guanine nucleotide exchange factor 1
Exons: 10
Coding region: 119-1711 (530 amino acids)
Biological process (GO): vesicle-mediated transport
Cellular component (GO): cytosol; endocytic vesicle
Molecular function (GO): DNA binding; guanyl-nucleotide exchange factor activity; zinc ion binding
Source: RefSeq, a predicted model, not a curated record
CAUGCUUCCGUGUGACGUAGCGCGCUGAGGGCCUGCUGUUUGCUGGGAUAGCUGCGGGCUGAGUAAGGAUACUCGUCGGAGAGGAGAGUGCCCGUCAGCGGCUUGGUGAAGCAGGAAGAUGAGCCUGAAAUCAGAGCGCAGAGCAAUCCAUGUAGACCAGUCGGAACUUCUAUGUAAGAAAGGAUGUGGGUACUAUGGGAACCCUGCCUGGCAAGGAUUCUGCUCUAAAUGCUGGAGAGAGGAGUACCAGAAAGCUCGGCAGAAACAGAUCCAGGAAGACUGGGAGCUUGCAGAACGCCUGCAGCGGGAGGAACAGGAGGCCUUUGCCAGCAGUCAAGGAGCACAGGGAGGACAAUCUUCUCUCACCUUCUCUAAAUUUGAGGAAAAGAAAUCCAAUGAAAAGGCUAGAAAAGUAACCACCGUCAAAAAAUUCUUCAAAGCAUCAUCUAAAAGCCUACCAAAGAAAGCUGCCGAUGAAAAGCCUAGUAAAGUGGUGCAUGUGGGGACAGAGCGCAAUGCGGAUCUUCUCAGGGAUUUGAGGGGCUUCUUUGUCCCCCCCUGGGAACUGGCUUCCCAAGCUGAAGAUAUAAAGGAGGCAAAAGCUCCCAGUCCUUCCCUCACUCGUCAGAUAAGCAUAGAGACCGAUCGUGCAUCCAAAGAAUUUAAAGAGUUCUUAAAGCCCUACCAAAGAGCAGGGGAUGAUGUGUACAAGCAAUGCAUGAUAUUCCUGGAGACCAUGAAUCUAAAAAAGGAAUCAAACAUUGAAGAGCAAUCAGAGUUAACCCAGGACUUUUACCAAAACACUGCUGAUAAGUUGCAAAUGUAUUGGAAAGUGUCCCCAGAUAACGUUGAAAAAGCAAUGGACCAAAUUGAAAAGUUCCUCAUGACACGUUUAUACAAAUACGUGUUUUGUCCGGAAACCACAGAUGAUGAGAAAAAAGACCUUACAGUCCAAAAGAGAAUAAGGGCUUUACAUUGGGUGAGUCCCCAGAUGUUGUGCGUCCCUGUGAAUGAAGAUAUCCCAGAGGUUUCUGACAUGGUGGUAAAGGCAAUAACAGAUAUUAUUGAGAUGGACUCAAAGCGGAUUCCCCGUGACAAGCUCACCUGCAUCACUCGGUGCAGCAAACACAUCUUCAAUGCCAUUAAGAUAACUAAAGAUGAGCCAGCCUCUGCUGAUGACUUCUUGCCUACCCUCAUCUAUAUUGUCCUCAAGGCAAACCCACCUCGGCUGCAGUCCAACAUCCAGUACAUCACUAGAUUUUGCAAUCCAAGCAGGUUGAUGACUGGGGAGGAUGGCUAUUAUUUCACUAACCUGUGUUGUGCCAUGGCUUUUAUUGAGAAGCUGGAUGCCCAGUCUCUGAAUCUAAGUGAGGAAGAGUUCAACAGGUUCAUGUCCGGUCAGGUGUCUCCAAAAAAACAAGAAACUGAAGGCUGGCCUGAAGAUACAUGCCCGGGAGUAAAGCAGAUGCACAGAAACCUGGACCUGCUUUCACAGCUUUCCGAGAGACAAGAACGUAUUGUGAAUGGGGCCAGGAAGUUAGAGAAGGACCUCAUUGAUUGGACUGAUGAAGUGACUCGGGAGGUCCAGGACAUUGUAGAAAAAUACCCAUUGGACAUAAAAACUAGCCAGCCUCUAGCCUCCAUAGAUUCAGAAAAUGUAGAGGAUGAUAGGCUCCCCCCUCCUCUGCAACCACAAGUUUAUGCAGGAUAAGAUGCUAUACUCAUGAGAGGUACACACUUAACCACUCCUAUAACUGUACAGCUGAAAGACAUACCUUAUGGGGUGAAUUCAGUCUAACUGUAAACCCCAAUUAGGUCAAAUGUCUGUUUAAAUGCAAUUUUUAAUGGUACAAAACUUUUAGUCCAUGCAGUUUGCUAAGUGUAACUAUUUAUUAACACAGGCCAGAUAGGACAAUUUGGUAGUGGUCAUAUAUUUUUAAUAAUUUUUCUCAUAGGAAAAAGCAUAUGCAGAUACUUUUUUUUUUGUCUUAUUUUAGCAUUGGAGAUGUUCAUAUACAGUCUUUAGUCUUCCUACCCUCCACUGGGGUAUUUGGCAUUAUUACCAUUUAACUAUAUACAUAGUUUCACAUCUACCUUUAAUAAUGCACUCAGGAAUAGGUAAUUACUAUCAAAGGGGGUGAUCAUCUAGAAAUUGGGAUUAUUUGUUAAAAAGUGAUUAUUUUUUUGACCAUAAACCAAUGACAUAGACCUGCUAAUUGGAACUCUUACAGUUGUUGCUGAGGGCCACCUUUCAGGCUUUGUGUGAGAAUUCCUUUUUAUAUACAACCUUUUAUGAGUCACCUGGCACGUUCAUCAUAUAGUAUUAUCGUAUGGUCUGACAAUGUAUUAAACCCCCAUCCUUAAUGGCAGAAUCUUU